AUGGGUAAUCAUGAAAUUGAUUUCCAUGAAUUCUGUGAUGUAAUGAAACGAAUGAGUGAAAAACAAACAGGUGAAGGUGGCGUUGUAUCAAAGAAAGAUUUUCAAUACAUCCUCACUGAAUUAGGUGAUAUUCGUAAUAAAGCAGUGAUUGAUGAAAUAUUCGCUGAAGCAGAUGUUGAUGGUGAUGGUGUUCUUGAUUAUGAUGAAUUUGCAUUUAUGGUACGAAAUUAUAUGAUUGAUGAAGAUUUGGAUACAUGCAAAUGUCUUUGA
Loa loa (African eye worm) is the source of this 270-nucleotide messenger RNA. RefSeq names its product EF hand family protein. NCBI's taxonomy places the organism in Eukaryota, Metazoa, Nematoda, Chromadorea, Rhabditida, Onchocercidae. The transcript has 2 exons. Gene Ontology annotation, molecular function: calcium ion binding. Bases 1 to 270 code for a protein of 89 amino acids. The record is from RefSeq and is a predicted model, not a curated record.